AUGGCUGCCGUCGUGUUCGAGGAUUUAUCAGGAGCAACGACUCCAGUCUCUGAAAGCGACAACCCCUACCAGCCCCUGAUAGAAGCAGCGAAUAAUGAACCACAUCAAAUCCAAGCGCGGUACACAACACACCGCACGACGCGGAAUGAAAUGCAAAACGCUAAGAUCCUAGACCCAGACUUUGCAGGAUGGACUCUAGACCCGGUUCUCGCAAAGUUAGAAGGCCCAAACAGAGAUCCCACCUUUACUGACGAGAGGUUUUGUCUUGUUUUCUGGGGUCGGCCACCUGGGUAUAUCCGGAAAAUGAUCCAGGAUAUCCAACAAGAGUUACGCGAAGUUGCUCCAGAUUUGUGGUUUAUGCCGCUGGACAAUUUGCACAUUACUGUACUAGAAGUGGUGCAUUCAGUCACCAAGCAAGAGGUCGAUAGACUAGUAUCAACAUUACUCAAGGACAAUGCAGCAGAAAAAAUAGCGAAUAUCACACUACAACGUCGACCUCGUCUGAUCAAGCCAAUGGUCAGUUACGAUGCAGCCGCAAUGGCACUCAGCUUUGUGCCUGCUGCAGGCGAAGGCGCAGACAAGACCGCCACCGACGACACCUUUACUUAUCACCAUCUUCGACGGGAUGUUUAUGAUCAAGUAAAAGCUGCUGGAGUGAAACCAGCCUCGAGAUAUGCCGUACCAUCAGCACAUCUCACCAUAGGACGCUUCAUUAACCAGAAUGGGUUUCAGGAUGAGGGGGGGAAGUUUGACGGUGUAAAGGCGAAAAGACUGGUUCAGAAAAUCGAAGAAAUCAAUACUAGACUAGAAGCACAAUAUUGGCCCUCGACUUCUGGCAUACCAGAAGGCGGCGAAUGGACCAUAGGGCAAGAAAAAGGGCUUGACUUUCGCAUGGGUCGGCUCUGGUAUGGUGGCGGCAAGACCGUUAUACUCGGACAAGGACACGAAUAG
Messenger RNA from Talaromyces proteolyticus, 951 nucleotides. RefSeq names its product RNA ligase/cyclic nucleotide phosphodiesterase. The coding region runs from base 1 to 951 and encodes 316 amino acids. The transcript is spliced from 3 exons. Lineage: Eukaryota; Fungi; Ascomycota; Eurotiomycetes; Eurotiales; Trichocomaceae. The record is from RefSeq and is a predicted model, not a curated record.